Messenger RNA from Camelina sativa (false flax), 621 nucleotides. RefSeq names its product protein GOLVEN 5-like. The record is from RefSeq and is a predicted model, not a curated record. NCBI's taxonomy places the organism in Eukaryota, Viridiplantae, Streptophyta, Magnoliopsida, Brassicales, Brassicaceae.
CUCAUAAUACAUUUUGAGAGCGUUUUCGGUCGCAUCAAAGAGAAGUAUAUAAGAGAUGGCCAAUAUCACUUCGAGCUUUCUGUGCUUGUUGAUUCUUCUUUUGUUUUGCCUCUCCUUUGGCUAUUCUCUUCAUGGACACAAGGAUGAAGUGUCAAGAGUUGACGACGUUUCAAAUGCAAAGCAUGUUAAGCAGGUUACGAAGCAUCUUGAUGAUGAUGGUGAUGCAAUGAAGAAGGUGCAAAUAGGAGGAGGAAAUGGAGAAGAGUUUAGUAAGGAAACGACAAAGAUGAUGAUGAAGAAGCCAACAAAGAAAGAGAAAACUGUUGAGGAAGAGGAUGAUCUCGUUGCGUACACUGCUGAUUACUGGAAACCAAGACACCAUCCUCCCAAGAACAACUGAUCAAAUUUGUCAUAUUCCUAUAAAAUGCUCCUUAUUAUUCAAUAUUAAUAUUAUAAGAUAUUGAAAUACAUAUUAUAUAUACAAGUAUAAAUAUAUCAUGGGUAACUGUGAGCUUUGUUUUUGUAACAUCGAUCGUUCUAAGUUUUCUAUAAAAAGUGUGGUACGGAUAGUAUAAGUGUGUAACCUAGUUGUGUUCUCUCAAUGUUAUCAUUUGUCGAUGU